This is a messenger RNA of Arabidopsis thaliana (thale cress), 460 nucleotides long. RefSeq lists its product as uncharacterized. Bases 1 to 306 code for a protein of 101 amino acids. The record is from RefSeq and is marked reviewed. The transcript has a single exon. NCBI's taxonomy places the organism in Eukaryota, Viridiplantae, Streptophyta, Magnoliopsida, Brassicales, Brassicaceae.
AUGGGACGGAAGAGGGGCUCUAAUAGAACGACAGUACGACUACAAGCGAAGAAAAGAUUGUUGACGCCCUCGUUCGACGAGCUGAACCCCGGAGGAAAGAUCGCCCCGACCUCAAAAUCGUUGACGCCCUCGUUCGACGAGCUGAAUACUCGAGGAAGGAUCACCCCGACCUCAAGAUCGCCACUCCCACUCCUCCCCGUUCCGAGAUCGUCCUCCUCAACUCGUCCACCUCGUUUAGCUUCCGGCUCGAACAACUUGAAGAUUCUUCUUACUUCUCCAGAGAUCCCAUUCGUUGUACUUGUUUGAUAACUGCAUCAACAACAAUUAAAAACUUUUAUCAAUACAUAUGAAAGUUUACGUCGAACAAAUUUGAUGUAUAUAUCUCUUUUUUUUUUUUCAUUUAAAGUAGUCCACAAAAUUGAUUUUGCUGACUAAACAAAAACCAGGAUAUUACUUGUAU